AUGACAGCAGUAUCGCUUGUCGGAGGUGCCCCGCGAGGCCUGGAUUUAGAAAUGAUCGCCGCGACGAAACCACGACUCAUGUUCCCAUCGACGACACUUCAAAUCGAUGGUUUGGAUCCGAACGCCGAGUAUCGCAUCUACCUAAAACUCGUCCGCUCUUCUUAUCGUUAUCAACUCAAAGAACAACGAUGGGUGUCUGAUAAGGUGCCGCAUCCGAAGGAAGACCUCGAGGAGAAGCCAAUUUUGAACAAGUAUCGACAACAAACUGGCGAAUUCUUUAUGAGAAACGGAGUGUCCUUUGAGAAUGCCAGAAUCUCGUUUAACAAAAUUCAAACGCGACGAUCGACGGACACAUUCUACGUUAGGAAGUACUUCAAGUACUCACAGCAAAUCCACGUGGAUCUUGUCCGGCCAGGAGACGGAAAUCGAUGCUGUAAAGUCUAUCCGAUCGUUGGCGGAGAGUUCGUCGCUGUGAGCCAUUUGGAAAGCUCCCGCAUGAGCCAGUACUACGCUAUCGGCUUCGAGAACAUUCGUCAGUUUGGGAAGAAAAGACAGCCAAAUUACAAGACUAGCCACAAAAUCCACCCGGUCAUCGUCAUGAAUCAUCCGUCGGAGCAUCCAUCCAACUUUUAUGGCUUCCAAAUUGAAGAUCCAGAUGAUAUGCCACCAACGAGACUAUUCGAUGGAAGUGUUGUCACACGGAAGCACGGGCGAACCUACUACUAUCCACCGGUCUGCCAAUAA
Molecule: messenger RNA, 744 nt
Organism: Caenorhabditis briggsae
Lineage: Eukaryota; Metazoa; Nematoda; Chromadorea; Rhabditida; Rhabditidae
Exons: 2
Coding region: 1-744 (247 amino acids)
Biological process (GO): positive regulation of DNA-templated transcription; regulation of transcription by RNA polymerase II; cell fate specification
Cellular component (GO): nucleus
Molecular function (GO): RNA polymerase II cis-regulatory region sequence-specific DNA binding; DNA-binding transcription factor activity, RNA polymerase II-specific
Source: RefSeq, a predicted model, not a curated record